Pantherophis guttatus is the source of this 3681-nucleotide messenger RNA. It is a transcript of the gene KLHL13, whose product is annotated as kelch like family member 13. NCBI's taxonomy places the organism in Eukaryota, Metazoa, Chordata, Lepidosauria, Squamata, Colubridae. The record is from RefSeq and is a predicted model, not a curated record. Gene Ontology annotation, cellular component: Cul3-RING ubiquitin ligase complex. Gene Ontology annotation, biological process: protein ubiquitination; regulation of cytokinesis. Gene Ontology annotation, molecular function: cullin family protein binding; ubiquitin-protein transferase activity.
CCGGCUCAAGAUUAAACUGCCGGAAUAACAUUUCCACAAAGUCUUGCCUUCCUUAAGUUGGCCCAUCGUGUGCUGCUUCAGGGGCGCUUUGGGGAAGGGGCACCCCUGCCUGCCCCUCGGGACACCCCUGGAGAGGCCAUAGAAUUGUGUGUCACCUGCAAACUGGCUGCUUCGUCGAGGCUUCAGGCAGUUUAUGAGCUGGGGAGGGCGAGGGGGGGUCUGCUCUGUCUGAGUGUUGAUUGCAUCCCUGUGCAAGGACAGAUAUUAGCGGCACGUUGCUCUCCAAUUCCCAGCUGCAAACCGAAGGCGAAAGACGGCAUUCGUGUUCGCAGGAGGUGUUGUAAAAUGCAUGAGGCUUUUUUCCUCACCACGUCUUGGAAGCCGAGGGUAGGGGAAACCGAGAGCGCCUUGGAUCCCAAAGCAGGCAGGAAUCUGCCCUCCCGUAUUCCUUGGGUCGCUCUGACUACGGAUUAGCAAAGACUGGCCCCGUCUUUCCCUCUCUCUUCUUUCCAAAAUCUGUUUUUGUUGUUGUUGUUGUUGUUUGCAAGUAGCCUUUCCCCCCCCCCCUCCCAUAAUGGCCUUCUUGCCUUGUUUGAUUUGCACGGAAGGAAAAGAGGCGGCUGCUGCUGCGUUCGGUCACUGAUCUCUCCUUCCUUCCCCGCCUGGCCUAAGGCUAUGCUGAGAUUUCUCGCCCGCUUGUACUGUUGCAGCAGUUCCAGCGAAGAAUAUCCCGAGGAUGACAAAUGUAUUCUGAGCCGUAUCGCGGUGACCAACAUGCCAUUGAAAUGGAAAACGAGCUCGCCUGCUAGCUGGAAGUUCCCCGUGCCUGUGCUUAAAACCUCCCGGUCAUCGCCGCUUUCUCCAGCCUACAUAUCUUUGGUUGAAGAGGAAGAGCCUCACAUGAAAGUCACUCUGGGGAGCAGCGAUAUGGGCUUGUCUGCUCACCUGCAGGCAUCGAAGGCAGGAACCACCCGAUUCUUCACCAGCAAUACUCACAGUUCUGUGGUCCUCCAGGGUUUCGACCAGCUGCGUGUAGAAGGGUUGCUUUGUGAUGUGACCUUAGUGCCAGGCGAUGGAGACGAAGUGUUCCCUGUGCACAGGGCUAUGAUGGCGUCUGCUAGUGAUUACUUCAAGGCCAUGUUCACAGGCGGGAUGAAAGAGCAAGACUUAAUGUGCAUCAAACUGCACGGUGUGAACAAAAUAGGUUUAAAGAAGAUCAUUGAUUUUAUUUAUACGGCGAAACUUUCCCUCAACAUGGACAACCUGCAGGACACUCUUGAAGCGGCCAGUUUUUUGCAGAUCUUGCCCGUGCUGGACUUCUGUAAAGUGUUUCUUAUAUCCGGGGUGUCCUUGGAGAACUGCGUUGAGGUGGGGCGGAUUGCCAACACGUACAACCUCACCGAAGUGGAUAAAUACGUGAACAAUUUCAUCCUCAAGAACUUCCCAGCCUUGCUAAGUACGGGGGAGUUUGUGAAGCUCCCCUUCGAGCGCCUUGCCUUCGUCCUCUCCAGUAACAGCCUUAAGCACUGCACCGAGCUGGAACUCUUCAAGGCCGCCUGCCGGUGGCUGCGGUACGAGGAGCCUCGCAUGGAAUGCGCCGCGAAGCUCAUGAAAAACAUCCGUUUCCCUCUGAUGACACCCCAGGAUCUCAUCAACUACGUCCAGACGGUGGAUUUCAUGAGGACCGAUAACACUUGCGUCAACUUGCUCUUGGAAGCCAGUAACUAUCAAAUGAUGCCCUACAUGCAGCCGGUGAUGCAGUCGGAGAGAACGGCCAUCCGCUCGGACAGCACCCACCUGGUGACCUUGGGAGGGGUCCUCCGGCAGCAGCUGGUCGUGAGUAAGGAACUGCGGAUGUACGAUGAGAAAGCGCACGAGUGGAGGUCCCUGGCCCCCAUGGACGCACCCCGAUACCAGCAUGGCAUCGCGGUGAUCGGGAACUUCCUCUAUGUGGUUGGCGGGCAGAGCAAUUACGACACGAAAGGGAAGACGGCUGUGGACACGGUUUUCAGGUUUGACCCUCGCUACAAUAAGUGGAUGCAAGUGGCUUCCUUAAAUGAAAAGCGGACUUUCUUCCACCUAAGUGCCCUCAAAGGACAUCUCUAUGCCGUCGGUGGUCGCAAUGCAGCCGGGGAAUUAGCUACGGUGGAGUGUUACAAUCCCAGAAUGAACGAAUGGAGCUACGUGGCGAAGAUGAACGAGCCCCAUUAUGGCCACGCGGGGACUGUCUAUGGGGGCCUGAUGUACAUUUCAGGUGGCAUCACCCACGACACUUUCCAGAAGGAGCUCAUGUGCUUUGACCCCGACACGGACAAAUGGACGCAGAAGGCCCCCAUGACCACGGUGAGAGGCCUCCACUGCAUGUGCACGGUGGGCGAUAAGCUCUACGUCAUCGGGGGCAACCAUUUCCGGGGCACCAGCGAUUACGAUGACGUGCUCAGCUGCGAAUAUUACUCCCCCACGUUGGACCAGUGGACUCCCAUCGCGGCCAUGCUGCGUGGCCAGAGUGACGUCGGGGUGGCUGUCUUUGAGAAUAAGAUCUACGUGGUCGGGGGCUACUCCUGGAACAACCGUUGUAUGGUGGAGAUCGUUCAAAAGUACGACCCAGAGAAGGACGAGUGGCACAAGGUCUUUGACCUGCCGGAGUCCCUGGGGGGCAUCCGGGCCUGCACACUGACAGUCUUCCCCCCCGAGGACAAUCUAGCUUCACCUUCACGGGAGUCGCCUCUUUCGGCGCCUUGAGAGUGGUCCUGGGGGGGGGGCUCGUGGGACCCUUGUUCUCCUGCUGCACCGCGUCAUGGGUCCUCUCCUCGUCUCCAGUAGUUUCUAUGGGGUUUGCACUGAAACUGUUGGCAAAUAAUGGGUGGGGGGGAAAGGCAUGACGGUUCACGGGGUGUUUGGUGUGGGGAGUUUCUCGCGGUGGGCCUGGGAAAUGCUGGACUCCAAAGGCUCAACGAAGGAGGAGGAAACGGUGGCGCCUCCUGUCGGUUUUUAACUUGCAGGAGAGCGAAGGCAGAAGAUGGGCUGAAUGGCAUCUGCAGAGCCCCUUGGCCAAGCCUGGAGGAAAGCUUCCUCAUGGGUGGGGAGAGGGACACCCCCCCUCUGGCCCCGGCUGCCUCCCCCCGCCCCCUCCCCCAAAUGAAUGGAGCGUUUUAGACUCAGCAUGAAAUGGCCCUGCAGGAGUUUGGAAGAGGUAAAGGAGGAAGGGGCACCUGAGGUGACCUUGGAUCUGUACAUCGGUGGGGGGGGAGGGGGCUUCCCCUCCCUUGCCGCCCCCUCCCCCCCAAUUAAAAAAAAUGAAGCAUUAACUGAGGGUUUUGUUCUUUUUCUCUUUGCCUUCUCACUCCUCCCCCUCCCUGGCCCUCCCCCCCCCUCGGUGAUUUGGGGCCUAGGUGGCCUGGUGAGAUCUCUACACUGGAUUUCAAAAGAGACAAGGGCUAGAACUCUCUCUGGUUGAGCCGCUCAACAUUUGACCCAAACCGUUUCCUCCGGAUGAAAACUUGCGCCUGUGGGUCUCGCGCCCCCCGCUCCCGGGGGCUCUUUUGCCUCUGAUCCCUCGGUAUAAAAUCUCAGUUCAGACGGUUAUUUAGCACAAACACAGCUUGGACAAAGCUGCUUUUUUGCUCAGAGAAUUCAGACUCUGCCCUGUUUUCUUUUGUUCAAUAAAAUCUUUAACUGCAA